GGCACAUUGUAUACGGGAAUUGAACUCAACAUUCCCUUGAAAGCCGGACCUAUCAGCUUCACCCACGUGUACACAUCGACGUGCCGGCACCGGCUUCCGUUCCAGCUCCACCAGAAAAGACAACCUCACCGCAUCAAUAAUACCUUCUGUCUCUCUCUCUCCCCCCCUCUCUUCCCCCGAAUCAUCGCCGCUUCCUUAGCUCCCGUUUUCGCCCCAAUUCUCAAUUCCUGUGCCCCGAACACCAAUUUUCCUUCUAUUUCCUUGAAAUUCGUGUCGGGAUUUUAUCGGGAAAAGUAGGGUUAGGGUCGGGGAGGGACAAAAAAGAUGAGCUUUCGGGAUCUGGAAGCGGGUCGGGGCACCAAUUAUUCCCGGCGAGGAGACCUCAUCAAUGGCAAGCGGGACCCCACCCAAGCUGUGGCCUCCGGCAUUUUCCAGAUCAACACCGCCGUAUCCACCUUCCAGAGGCUCGUCAACACCAUCGGCACCCCCAAAGACACGCCGGAUCUCCGCGAAAAGCUGCACAAGACAAGACUACAUAUCGGGCAAUUGGUGAAGGAUACUUCAGAAAAACUUAAACAAGUCAGUGAAAGAGAUCAUCAUACCGAAGUUAAUGCAAGCAAGAAGAUUACAGAUGCUAAACUUGCAAAAGAUUUUCAAGCAGUGCUUAGAGAAUUUCAGAAGGCUCAACGACUUGCAGCUGAGAGGGAAACAACAUAUGCUCCUUUUGUUCCUCAAGCAGUUCUUCCGACAAGUUACACCGCUAGCGAGAUAGAUGUAAACUCAGACAAAAGUCUGGAACAGCGUGCUCUCCUUGUGGAAUCUAGAAGACAAGAGGUCUUGCUACUGGACAAUGAGAUUGCUUUCAAUGAGGCUAUCAUCGAGGAAAGAGAACAGGGAAUACAAGAAAUCCAGCAGCAAAUUGGUGAAGUGAAUGAGAUUUUUAAAGAUCUUGCUAUACUGGUUCAUGAACAAGGAACAAUGAUUGAUGACAUUGGCUCCAAUAUUGAGAGUGCUCAUGCUGCUACUGGGCAGGCAAAGUCCCAUCUAGUGAAGGCGUCAAAGACCCAAAGAUCGAAUUCAUCUCUGACUUGCUUGCUCUUGGUAAUAUUUGGAAUUGUGCUUCUCAUUGUGAUAGUAGUACUUGCAGCUUAACCAGAAGAAUGUGCUGAGGUAUCCCUCUGCUAUUUCUGCGAUGCCUAACUUGAGUAUGUAGUUGUAUUCUAAGUUCGUAUAUAUAUGUAUAGGGGUGGACCGUGGGUAUCCUUCACAAUUUCUGGUUGCGGUUGGGUGAGGUGUCUCUUCUGUUUUAGUAAGUUGGUGUUUGGGGCUUCUGAUGGUGUUCUCUGUGUGCGUUGUUUUUUCUUCUUCAUUUUUUUUAAAGUUUUAAAUGAUACAGUGUUCUUUUUUAUUUAUAUAUAAGAAGUUAUAAUUGUUUGGGUUUUCA
Molecule: messenger RNA, 1444 nt
Organism: Malus domestica (apple)
Lineage: Eukaryota; Viridiplantae; Streptophyta; Magnoliopsida; Rosales; Rosaceae
Source: RefSeq, a predicted model, not a curated record